UUUAACUAAAAUCACCAAACGCAAGAGUUGUCCCUGUUACUUUAGUAUUUUUUAUUUUUAUAUUAUAUAAUGUACAGCGACAGACCAAUUGAUACAUGCACGAUCGAAAAGUCAAAAUCAGAGGAGUUUUUUUUUUUUUACUUGCGCUUCAAAUAAGCCUUGUUAGCUGAAUUGGUUGCUUCUUCUUAGUUCAAGUUGUAUCUAAUUCUUGGUGCUUGGGAUUUCAGCUUAGAACAAAAAGCAAGUUGAAUAAAUUCAAGGAGUGGAUUUGGGGUUUGUUGUUGAAAGAUAAAAAAGAGGAGGUGUUGGUUGAUGAUGAUGGUAUGUGAUGAUUGAUGGGCAGUAGAACGGUGAAAAUUGGCGUAGAAAAUAAUAAAAAAACUGCAGCAGCGAUGCCGAGCUAUGUUCCUUCAGUACCCACUUCCAAUCCCAGUGGCUCAGAGGCAAAUGCCAAUCGAUCUUCUCGAAUGUCAGACUUUGGAACCCUUGAGCAAUCUCUUGGAUUUCGUAUAGAGGAUGCUAUUGAUCUUUCCAGAAACCCUCUAUUUAAUCAAAUAAAGUCAAGUACACAGGCAAUAGCUGAUGCCCAGUUUGGUUCUUUAAAUAAGACAAUUGCAUCUGCCGACAGCAAUCUCUCUGAUGGUAUUGUGGGGUCACAGACAUUAUCGCUUCAAAAAGAUAACCCACCAAAUCUUGCACCUAUAUCAGCUGGUCGGGAGAAUUGGGGGGAUUCCAAUAUGGUGGAUGGCAGCCCUAGGACUGAUACAUCAACAGAUGACACUGAUGAGAAGAAUCAAAGGUUUGGAAAAGGUCAAACGAAUGCUAUUGUGGCCUCUGAUUCUAGUGACAGAUCAAAAGAUAAAACAGAUCAGAAGACAUUGCGUAGGCUUGCUCAAAAUCGUGAGGCUGCAAGAAAAAGCCGGUUAAGGAAAAAAGCAUAUGUGCAGCAGCUAGAGACUAGCCGACUGAAACUGACUCAACUUGAGCAAGAGCUGCAGCGAGCUCGUCAGCAGGGCAUAUUCAUUUCAAGCUCCGGAGAUCAAUCUCAUUCAAUGAGUGGAAAUGGUGCCCUGGCAUUUGAUGUUGAAUAUGCACGGUGGCUCGAGGAGCAAAAUAGGCUGAUAAAUGAGUUGAGGGCUGCAGUCAAUUCUCAUGCUGGUGACACUGAACUUCGCACCAUUGUUGACAACGUCACAGCACAUUUUGAUGACAUUUUCCGAUUGAAAGGCACUGCUGCAAAAGCUGAUGUUUUCCAUAUCUUAUCAGGAAUGUGGAAAACACCAGCAGAGCGGUGUUUUCUGUGGAUAGGUGGCUUCCGUUCAUCUGAGCUUCUUAAGCUUCUUGUUAAUCAAUUGGAACCUCUAACUGAGCAACAGUUUAUGGGUAUCCACAACUUGCAGCUAUCAUCACAACAGGCCGAAGAUGCGUUAUCACAGGGGAUGGAAGCAUUGCAACAAUCUUUGGCUGAGACGUUGGCCAAUGGCUCACCUGGUCACUCAGGAUCAUCUGGGAAUGUAGCAAACUAUAUGGGUCAAAUGGCUAUGGCCAUGGGAAAGUUAGGAACCCUUGAGGGGUUCCUUCGACAGGCUGAUAAUCUGCGUCAGCAGACACUGCAACAAAUGCACCGUAUCUUGACAACUAGGCAAUCAGCUCGGGCCCUUCUUGCAAUAAAUGACCAUUUUUCUAGGCUUCGAGCUCUCAGUUCUCUCUGGCUGGCCCGGCCACGGGAGUGAGAAGUAGAUAUUUCCUUCUGCAUGAAGUUAAUCUGAAAAUGUAUUGUCCGUAGAUAAAAUUUUAGUAGUGUUUUCCUGGAGCAUUGCUUUGAUUGAUGUUGGGUAGACUGCUGUACUUCGACUUCAACAUCCUGAAUUUCAGGAUGCCGUUGUGUUGCAGCUAGGCCACUUUGUUGUUGUCUAAAGAUUUUCUUUCCACAGUUGUAACAUCGCAAAUGUUGUCAAAGUUGUUGUAUGCGUAGUACUUUGGUUGUGAAACAGUAGUGCAAUAAUCUGAUUACUUUGAUGCUAGAAUUAAGAAAGGAAGAUAGGGAAUGGUAUAUGUGACAUAGGGUAAUGUUGUCAAUUUGUAUACGACAAUCACAUUAAAAGCUUGGCAUGUAUAUAUGUGAUGCUUUCAUUUGUAACGUAAUUGAUCCUAUUUUCCUAUGUAUUUCAUUUCAUCAAUUGUGUGGGAGUGAGGCUUCAUCUACGCUAGGAUUUUUGAUCUGCU
Durio zibethinus is the source of this 2226-nucleotide messenger RNA. RefSeq names its product transcription factor TGA2.3-like. The record is from RefSeq and is a predicted model, not a curated record. Gene Ontology annotation, biological process: regulation of DNA-templated transcription; DNA-templated transcription. NCBI's taxonomy places the organism in Eukaryota, Viridiplantae, Streptophyta, Magnoliopsida, Malvales, Malvaceae. Gene Ontology annotation, molecular function: sequence-specific DNA binding; DNA-binding transcription factor activity.